GGUUAUCGUAUGGAGAAACCCAAUUCCUCAGUACAGCUUGGAUCUAACAGAGAAAGACAAAAGCAGUUUUCAACUCCAACUGCAGAUUAACAAUCCACAAGCAUCGGGUAAUAUAGAAAGAAAAAGCCACUUGGCCUCUGGAUUUUCCGACUACCACAGAAGCAAAACAGCUGGAAGAUUUUUUCCCCUUGUCUCUUCUGACAGUCAUCAUACCUGCUUCAAAAUGAAGAUACUUAAAUGGACUUUGGGUGUACUAUUGUUCCUGCUGUUGUCUAUUGGGCGCUGUACAGAACAAUCUACGCCUAAUAAAACAUCCCAACGGAGGCACUCCCGUUCAGCAGACAGUGGAGAGGAAGGGAAAAAAUGCGGUUACACAUUUUUGGUCCCAGAACAAAAAAUCACAGGACCAAUUUGUGUGAAUACUAAUGGACCAGGUACGGGUAACAGAAAAGAUGAAGUCACAAGAAUGGACAUAGAGAACUUGAAGGAUGUGCUGUCCAAGCAAAAGCGGGAGAUUGACAUUUUGCAAUUGGUAGUGGAUGUAGAUGGAAACAUUGUGAAUGAAGUAAAAUUACUGAGGAAAGAAAGUCGCAACAUGAACUCUCGGGUCACCCAGCUCUAUAUGCAACUCUUACAUGAAAUAAUUCGAAAGCGUGAUAACUCACUUGAGCUUUCCCAACUGGAAAACAAAGUCCUUAAUGUUACAACAGAAAUGUUGAAGAUGGCAACAAAAUAUAAGGAGCUUGAAGUAAAAUAUGCAGCACUAACUGAUCUUGUAAAUAAUCAGUCUGUGACUAUCUCGCUGCUGGAAGAGCAGUGCUUGAGAAUCUUCUCAAGACAGGACACCCAUGGCUCUCCACCUCUUGUUCAAGUCGUACCACAGCACAUUCCCAACAGCCAGCCCUACACUCCCGUUCUUCUGGGAGGUAAUGAGAUACAGCGAGACCCAGGUUACCCUAGAGACAGAGAUGUAAAACCACCACCUGAUCCAGCUACUUCUCCUACAAAGAGUCCUUUCAGAGUACCACCACUGGCUUUAAUUAAUGAGGGUCCAUUCAAAGACUGCCAACAAGCCAAGGAAGCUGGGCAUUCCAACAGUGGGAUUUAUAUGAUCAAAUCUGAAAAUAGUAAUGAGCCGAUGCAACUAUGGUGUGAGAACAGCCUGGACCCUGGGGGAUGGGCAGUUAUUCAGAAGAGGACAGAUGGAUCUGUCAACUUUUUCAGGAACUGGGACAGUUACAAGAAAGGAUUUGGAAACAUUGAUGGAGAGUAUUGGCUGGGACUAGAAAAUAUUUACAUGCUUACCAAUCAGGAUAAUUACAGACUCUUGAUUGAGUUAGAGGACUGGAGCAAUAAGAAAGUCUAUGCAGAAUACAGCAGUUUCCGUCUGGAGCCCGAAAGCGAAUUCUACAGGCUACGCUUAGGAACAUACCAAGGAAACGCAGGUGAUUCCAUGAUAUGGCAUAAUGGAAAGCAAUUUACAACACUGGACAGAGACAGGGAUAUGUAUUCAGGAAACUGUGCUCACUUUCACAAAGGCGGCUGGUGGUACAACGCAUGUGCCCAUUCUAACCUUAACGGGGUGUGGUACAGAGGAGGCCACUACAGGAGCAAGUAUCAGGAUGGAAUAUUUUGGGCUGAGUACCGGGGAGGUUCCUACUCCUUGAAAGCAGUUCAAAUGAUGAUCAGACCUAUAGACUGAGGAAGAGAAUCCCACAGUGCUCAAGUGAUCACGUAUAAACUUCUCAGCGCUUGAGUUCCAGAAAAAUAAAAUAUUACUUUUUAAUCAUUAUUUUGCACAAUCUGCCCCUGCAAAAAGCAGAUCUACAGUCUUCCUGUCUUUUUUCCCCCUGUUGUGUUCCCCCCAUUUUUUAGAAUCCUUUUCUACUGUGACAGACGGUGUUUUUUUAAACACAUAAUCACAAAAGCAGAUGUUUGUGCUUGCAAAGCAUAUUGCUCUUUGAUCAAGUCCAACAUACUUUAUGUAAACAGUCAUUAAAGCUGGUAAAAAAUUCCAGAUCUAUGACAAGAUAUAAGCUUUUUCACUUAAAAAGCUUAUGCUUCUUCAGGUUAGCUCAACCCUUAAAUGUAAAUAUGUGAAAUGACAUUGUCUUGCUUUAAUGUGAAAAUUGAUUAGUUAUUUAACAAUUUAUUUAAAAAUGUUGGUAUUACUUUCAAAGAAAAUCUGCCUUCACAUUACUGUUUACAAUUUACUCCAAGAAGCCACACAAAAAGUUGAAGACAUUCUAACUUUGCCAGCAGAGAGGUUUUUGCAACAAAUAAUUAUUUCAAAAUGAAGUGGUGAAUUAAAUAUAAAAUAUAACAUUUCUUAGUGGUGUAGAGAAUUCCUUAAGAUCUGCAUAUCCUACCUUCCGUAAAACACACAGACAAAAUGUUCCUAAGAGAAAAAAAAUAAUUGUAUGAAACAAUUUAUAAAGUCCAGACAACCAAAUUGCUCAGUACUUUUUUUUACUUUCUACCUCCGUAUUCAAACAUACUAAUUAGAAAUAUUUCUUGAUAUUUUGAACUGACAAAAUGAAAAGUCCUGAUUUUAAAAUCAGGACUCAACACUUGAAGACCCCUCCCCUGCUCCAGUUAGGAGUUAUGAGGUCUGAACAAGUGUUGACAUGUACAAUUUAGAAAAGGACCAAGUCUCUGAGUAUUUUAAGUUUUCCUCCAACACAGCUUUCUGCUGACAUAGUAAACCCAACAUUACAAAUCAGCUCUCUUCCUGUCACCCCAAAUGUGGACUGCUCUUAUGGCACACACAUUUCCCUUCCCCUACAUGUAUACAACUUUGAUAUUGUCAAUAUUAAUUUUUUUACCUUCUGGAUAUCUGACUUCCACUGGAAUUCAUAGGUAAUUUAAGAAAUUAAUUAGAAAAUACUUUUCCAACCUUUAACAAAUGCUAUAAAACACACUCCAUCAAAACAUCAAAACAAAACUCCAUCAAAACAAGAUCCCUCCAAAAUGGGAAACAACAAAAUGUUCACUUUAGGUACCACAGUCUCGGAAACUAAAGCUUUCUUCGUAGUAUGUAAAAUUAUUUAAUAAUUAUACUUAGCCAUACAAGUUAGCUGAUUUAAUUAGAUAUGACACAAAAACGAAAUACGCUGUUCUGAACUGUAACCAAUGUAUUUAUUUGGCAUCUCAUAUGUCCCUUCAGGAUUUUAAGGAACUUUGCCCCUAUUAAACAUAAGCCCUAACAGCUAAAAGAAAAAUCUAAUAUUGUUGUGUUUAAUUAGUCAAAAUCAAUUGCUAUGCAAUACCUCAUUUGUAGUUCAAAGGAGAGAAAAUAGCAUUCCACUUUCAAAACACAUUCUCUGGAGUAGAUAAAGCUUCAAUGAUAAUAUAUUGCUGCAAGGGUGUUUUAGUUAAAUCUUUGGUCAAAGAUCAAAGCCAACAAGUUUCAAAAAUAUUUAAUUGGGGUUGGUGGGGUGGGGGAACAGGGAGGAAAUCACUCCCAGCAUGUUCCAUCCCCAAAACCCAAGAAUUUUAACUGACACAAAUAUUUAAGAUUACAAUUCUGUAAUUGUUCUUCAUAUAAGAAAUAUCAUACAGACCUCAUUGAGUGUUCUAGAAAAUGCUUGUUAAUAGCAAACGCUUAAAAUUCAGACUAUCUACAGCCUAUUAUUUUUUCCCCUGUGGUAGCUGGAUAGAAGAGCAGUUCAGGUAAAUUUAAAAGCCGAAAAUGCUCUCCAAAAUGUCCCUUUAAUGAACACUUCCGACAGCUUUAGUUCAUUCAUCCGACAGAUUUCCUCUUUGGAGGAGACCUUACUUUACCACAAGAAACUCUUGCCUGCUAAAAAAGUGUUUAUUCAGUGCAGUCAGAGAAAGGUGUACUUUGCCAAAACCCCUAAGUAAAAUUAGCUUGCACUCAGCCUUUAAAUUAAAUCUUGUAUAUUAUACAUCUAAAAAGUGAGUAAUCCCCAACUUAAAGCUGCAGGAUGACAUUAACUAAACAUUACUACAAAGUAUACGCAGAAAGCUCAGAUGGUACAAAAGCCGUGCUCUGAAAGGAAAGAAUUUUAAGUUUCCAAUUUAAGAUUACAAGGAAGGAAAGCAUAGCGUCUCUUUUUCAGGUUGGUUCAUACACUAUACAAUAAUUUACCACUUUCAAAUGCUGUCAAAAACUGUCAGAUGUUAGCUUUGGUGCUGAAUUUUUGAAGUAGGGUAAAUGGCUUUAAGAGUACAAUGUUUUUUCUCACACUUUUUAAAAAAAACAGGUUUUCAAAAGAGGCUGUAGCAUCCCUCAAGCUUAUUACACUGGACAUUCAGAAGCGGUCUGUCUGUGAAGGAUAUAGCUUUCACCAUUCCUGUACUAUCAGUCCAAAUUUAACCAACAGACCUUGCAAAAGUUUGACCUAUACUAAGCCUGAAACACGGUUUUCACAUAUAUUUCCCAAGUCCAUUGCAAGCAUUAUCACUGAAGUAGCUGAAUAUUCAUCACAUGAAUACUUCAACCUGUUUUCAGCUUUCCCAUUCCUGAAAGACAGCUAUAAAAAUAUUUCACAAGGUAGUACUGCUUACUUAAAUAAAAAUCUUACUUCUCAA
This is a messenger RNA of Phalacrocorax carbo (great cormorant), 4554 nucleotides long. Lineage: Eukaryota; Metazoa; Chordata; Aves; Suliformes; Phalacrocoracidae. The record is from RefSeq and is a predicted model, not a curated record.